This is a messenger RNA of Panthera uncia (snow leopard), 3850 nucleotides long. It is a transcript of the gene SPTY2D1, whose product is annotated as SPT2 chromatin protein domain containing 1. NCBI's taxonomy places the organism in Eukaryota, Metazoa, Chordata, Mammalia, Carnivora, Felidae. Gene Ontology annotation, cellular component: nucleolus. Gene Ontology annotation, biological process: nucleosome assembly; regulation of DNA-templated transcription. Gene Ontology annotation, molecular function: DNA binding; histone binding. The record is from RefSeq and is a predicted model, not a curated record. The transcript is spliced from 6 exons. The coding region runs from base 449 to 2527 and encodes 692 amino acids.
AACCCCCCACCCCCUCGCCUUCCCUACUCAGAGGUCACAAGAAACACCAAGAUGGUCAGGUCGCGAGCCCCGGCCUCCAGGGAAGUGGAUCUUUCCCUUGGCCACACCCCUCACUUUACUAGGCCGCGUCUCCUUGGUCCGUGAAGGGCCUAGUCCCGCCCCUUCGAGCCGACGCCAGCAGCCACGUACCACGUUUCUACGUGUCUGGAGCCUAAAGGCGGAAGUUACGCCAGGGACUCGAGAGCUGAGCGGCGGACCUAAAAGAAUAUAGGCCGCAAGAGGAAGGGGGGCGGGCAGACGGCAUUGGAAGGCGCCGGAAGUGGUCGUGCUGAGGAGGGGUGGGAGAGGGGUGGGCCAGGCAGUUCACUUGGCUGUAGCUGGGCGCCUCGGUAAGGCGUACUUUCACUUCUUUCCGAGAGCCUGGCCCAGUGUCUCCGCCUCUGUCAACAUGGAUUUCAGGGAAAUUCUCCUGAUAGCUUCCAAAGGACAAGGUGUCAACAACGUGCCGAAAAGGUAUAGUUUGGCAGUGGGGCCUCCCAAAAAAGACCCAAAAGUCAAGGGUGUCCAAUCUGCAGCUGUUCAGGCUUUUCUCAGACGAAAAGAAGAGGAGCUCAGGCAAAAAGCUUUAGAGGAGAAAAGGAGAAAAGAAGAACUAGUGAAAAAGCGAAUUGAGCUAAAACAUGAUAAGAAGGCAAGAGCUAUGGCCAAGAGGACAAAGGAUAAUUUCCAUGGUUACAACGGGAUUCCCGUUGAGGAAAAGUCAAAGAAGAGGCAGGUGAUGGAAAGCCACACUAGCCAGGGAACAGAACAAGAGUAUGGGAUGGAAGAAGAAGAUGAAUUCUUAGAGUACAAUCAAGCAGAGUCAGAGCAGGAGUAUGAGGAGGAGCAAGAACCUCCCAAAGUUGAAAGCAAACCAAAGGUCCCCCUUAAAAGUGCCCCGCCACUCAUGAACUUCACCGAUCUACUCAGGCUGGCCGAGAAAAAGCAGUAUGAACCAGUGGAGAUCAAGGUAGUGAAGAAAACAGAAGAGCGGCCUAUGACUGCAGAAGAACUUAGGGAGCGAGAAUUUCUUGAACGGAAACAGAGGAAAAAGAGAGCUGAGACAGAUGCAAGACUACCUCUGGCCAAAAAGGCACCUUCUCAGAAAGAAAGUGUGGGCACAAAACUUAGCAAGCACCCUUCCUCCAGGGGUACACCCCUCCCUCAUGCUGAGAAGAAAUCCAGACCCAGUACAGCCAAUGAAAAACACUUAAGUGUGUCUUCAUCCAAAUCCAUGCCAGGAGAGAGGACCAAAGCAGGAUCUGGCAAUUGCUCCCAGCCCUUACUUCGAGAGGGCCAUGACAGACCUGUUUUCAAUGGGGCUGGAAAGCCCCACUCCAGCACCUAUUCACCAAGUGUCCCAAAGACUUCUGCUAAAGGGCCUCAGAAAUCUGCUACUGAGCACAAAGCCAAAAAAUCUCCUCCCCAUCCUAGCCAUUCCAGGCCUGGGCCUGUGGUUACCCCACACAAUAAAGCCAAGAGUCCAGGUGUCGUCAGGCAGCCAGGCAGCAGCUCCAGCUCAGCUCCCGGGCGGCCCAGCACAGGGACUGCUCGGCCCACAGUUAGUUCUGGCCCCAUGCCCAGGCGCCAGAAUGGCAGCCCCAGCUCAGGACCUGAGCGAUCAGUCAGUGGGACCAAGAGGCCAGCCAGUGACUUAAACCUCUCUGGACGGACACUCAGUGGUACAAGUGGCCCUGGGCAUCCUGCAAAUAGCUCAAGUGGACCUGGACGACCCACCACUGGCUCAGGUGAUUCUAGGAAGUCUUUGGGCAGCUCUGGUGGCCCUGGGCGGCCUGUGAGCAGUCCGCAUGACCUCCGACGACCAGUGAGUGGCUCUGGCCCCCCUGGGCGGCCAGUCAGUGGCCCUGGGCGGCCAGUCAAUGGCCCUGGGCGGCCAGUCGGUGGCCCUGGGCGGCCAGUCGGUGGCUCAGUUCCAGCCGGACGGACGGUCAGUAGUUCAGGCCCUGGAAGACCAGUGAGCAGCUUGGGACCUGGGCGAACAGUUAGUAGCUCCGGUCUCCCCCUAAAACCCAAGUGUACCGUUGUCUCAGAAACCAUUUCUUCCAAGAAUAUAAUUAGCCGAUCCAGCAAUGGACAGAUGAAUGGAAUGAAGCCUUCCUUAUCUGGCUGCAGAUCUGCCCAAGGUCCUCAAAGGCUUCCCUUCCCUAGUGGUUACAAAAGGCAACGAGAAUAUGAAGAGGAGGAAGAUGAUGAUGAAUAUGACUCUGAAAUGGAAGAUUUUAUCGAAGAUGAAGGAGAACCUCAGGAAGAAAUAUCCAAGCACAUUCGAGAAAUCUUUGGCUAUGACCGAAAAAAAUACAAAGAUGAAAGUGAUUAUGCCUUACGUUACAUGGAGAGUAGUUGGAAAGAGCAGCAGAAGGAAGAAGCAAAGAGUUUAAGACUAGGUAUGCAGGAGGACUUAGAGGAAAUGAGACGUGAAGAAGAAGAAAUGAAGCGUCGAAAGGCUAAGAAGCUGAAGAAGCGUUAGCUGCUGCUUUUAUUAUUUUUGUGAAAUUCUGGAGACACUCUGCUGCCAGGAGGUCCUGCCUUCAGAAUGAAGAAGCCCCUUUAUGAUUUUAAUUUCUACUUGGGUACUCAAGGAGAAGGAAUGCAUACUGUUAUUUGCAGGCUGUCAUUGGAGCAUAAAGUAUUUUCAAAUACUUUCCAGGGUUAAAUCUAAUGCAGAUGAUAGAAUGCCCAGUGAGCGUGCUUAUGAAGUUAACUGUUCACAGGUGCCCGCCUUGAUCCUGAUGAGCUAUGCACUCUAACGGGGGCCGCUCACCUGUCAGCCAAUCUUACAUUGUUCCUUUGCUAUUUUGAAAAGGGAAAAAAAAAAAAAGGAUUGCCUCUUCAUGUUCUGCUGAUGUGUGAGUAGAGCACUGCCCAGCUCCCAAUCAAACUUUGUCUUUUAAUGAGGAACCUGGCCCUUCCAUGAAUGUUGCCAGCAAUAAAGUGACCUGUCCUAAUGUAUAUGUUUGGAUUGAGAACUUGAAAAUGUAGAGUAGGCUCUAUAAUUAUCGUAUGGAUGUCAUCUCUGUGACUUUGAAGUAAAAAGUAGAAUAAAUUAUAUCGUAUUUUACAUUAUUCAUGGAUUGGAUGCCGAGCAUUCUUAUUCACUAAUUUAGGUGGUAAGGCAAUUAACAAAAUUUUUUUUCCAGUUAAAAUGCAAGUUAUGCCAUUUAGUUUAAAAAUAAUCUGUUUCCAGGUUUUCCUUUCAAAUUUACUGUUACGUUGGCUUUAGCGUAAAAUAGACAAGGUCACUGUGCUAAUUGAUUUUUAUCUAAGAAAAGUCAUUUUUAUACUGAAGAAAAAUGCUUAUUUUAUUCAAACAUUAGAUUUGGAAGAGUAAUAGUUUAAAAAAUAAGGAAGUGACAUGUGAGACUCCCCUCCUCCCUCUCUAGAAAGAUAUUUUGGAAAAAGGUGCCCCUGUACCUCUUGAUGUUAACGACUGCAUUUUAUCUUAAAUUCUUUAGCAAUUAAUGCCAAAAGCCAAAAACUAAAUUCACGUAUAUUGAGAGCACCACCUUCUCUUUUUGCCCAUAUUGCACUUUUAUUUCAAACUAUGCACUGUGAAGAGAUUUUUUUCCCAGGUAGAAAAGGACGUUCCCUGCUACUGGUGCUUUACCAGGCUGUGGAACUUUCUUCAUGCUCACUUUUUUCCAAGUCCUAUUUUUACACUUGAGAUCUCUUAAGCCUCAAACCCAGGCAGUUCCAAUCAGGCUGACCUAGGUUCUGGCUGGAGAGAAGCCAAGUCUCAAGAAAAGUCAGCAACAGAAAAUGAGAUAUGAUGACGCUAGAGAGCUUUUGUCCU